Messenger RNA from Rosa rugosa (rugosa rose), 2552 nucleotides. RefSeq names its product pentatricopeptide repeat-containing protein At2g06000. Gene Ontology annotation, molecular function: protein binding. The record is from RefSeq and is a predicted model, not a curated record. The transcript has a single exon. Bases 150 to 1895 code for a protein of 581 amino acids. Lineage: Eukaryota; Viridiplantae; Streptophyta; Magnoliopsida; Rosales; Rosaceae.
UUUCAGCUUCAUUCUGCAUUUCUGGUAUCUGGGUUUUACUCCAUAUAUCUCAUCCCUCGAUCAAUUUCAUCAUUACAUUACAUGGUCUAAAACCCUCACUCCGACUCUGUUUUUGCUAUGCUGAAACCACAGGGUUUAUCUUCAUCCCCAUGAAGAUUCACGACUCGAACCCAAAACCCGGUCAAACCCAAACCCGAAUUCUGAUCGAGAAUGUCUACGAGAGCCGCGCUGUGCCCGACGACGGCGUGGCCGUGCAGAUGAGCCUCUUGUUCUUCACAGUCCGCCCCACUUUCUGGGCUCGAGCCUCCAAAAUCGCCGCCUCCCAUUUCCACACACUCGCCGGAGCUCGCCCUCGACCCGAAAGAGAGGUACUGCUAAACCCUGAGGCCUGGUUUGUGAAGGUUGUUUACACUCUCUUUCUUCGCUCGCAUUCUUUGGAUUCUUACUUGGGUUAUUUGAGCAAGAACUUGACGCCUUCAUUGGCCUUUGAGGUUAUUAGAAGGUUGAACAACCCCAAUUUGGGGCUCAAGUUCUUUGAGCUCAGUAAGUUCAGUCUGAGUGUUAAUCAUGGUGUGUGGACUUACAAUUUUCUUUUGAGGUCUUUGUGCCAAAUGGGUCUUCAAGAUUCGGCUAAAUUGGUGUUUGAUUACAUGAGGAUUGAUGGGCUUUCGCCCGAUGAAUCAGUUGUUGAGUUUUUGGUUUCAUCAUGUGCUCAAAUGAGUAGGUUGGAUCUUGCAGAGAAGAUUCUUGAUGAGGUUCAUUGCAGUGAGAUUAGGUUGUCGAGCUUUGUGUACAAUAACUUGUUCAAUGUGCUGGUUAAACAGAAUCGAGUAGAUGAGUCUGUUUGCUUGUUUAGAAAGUAUGUGGGGUCGCAUUGUUGUCCGGAUAGUUGGAUGUUUAAUAUUUUGAUUCGAGGUUUAUGCAGAACUGGAGCAAUUGAUAAGGCUUUUGAGUUUUUCAGUGAUAUGGGGAGUUUUGGUUGUUCCCCUGAUGUUGUUACGUAUAACACACUAAUUAGUGGACUAUGUAGAGCUAAUGAGGUAGAUAGAGGGUGUGGUUUACUCAGGGAGGUUCAGUCAAGAAGUGAGCUUUCACCGGAUGUUAUAACUUUUACGUCGGUUAUAUCAGGCUAUUGCAAAUUGGGUAGAAUGGAGGAGGCCUCUGCUAUUUUUGAUGAGAUGAUUGAUUGUGGAGUUAGACCAACUGCAGUUACUUUUAAUGCACUGAUUGAUGGAUUUGGUAAAGCAGGUGACAUGAGUUCUGCAUUUGCUAUGUAUGAGAAUAUGCUCUUCCAUGGUCAUCGUGCGGAUGUGAUUACCUUCACUUCCCUAAUUGAUGGCUAUUGUCGAGCUGGGCACCUGAACCAUGGGUUACAGCUCUGGCAUGAGAUGAAUGCAAAAAAUGUGUCUCCUACUGCAUAUACUUUCUCUGUGCUUAUUAAUGCUUUGUGCAAGGAGAAUAGACUGCGUGAGGCACGUGAUUUACUGAGGGAACUGAAGUGGAGUAAUGUUGUUCCAAAACCUUUUAUAUAUAACCCUGUGGUAGACAGAUUUUGCAAGGCUGGUAAUGUUGAUGAGGCGAAUUUGAUUGUGGCAGAGAUGGAGGAGAAGAGAUGUACCCCUGAUAAAGUGACAUUCACCAUUCUUAUCCUAGGGAAUUCUAUGAAAGGGAGAAUGACCGAGGCAAUUGGAAAUUUUAAUAAGAUGUUGUCCAUCGGUUGUGCCCCAGAUAAAAUCACCGUAGAUUCUUUGAUAUCUUGCCUCUCCAAGGCUGGGAUGCCCAGUGAAGCCCGCCGCAUCAAGAAAAUCGCAUAUGAGGACCUGAAUUUGGGGGCGUCAUCUAUGGGAAGACCUCAUCAUUUGAGAGCAAAUGCAGAAAUUCCAGUGGCUAUUUGAUUGAAUCUCCACCACGUAAUUGUGCUUAGAAUUUUGGUUCCAGUGGUUGGACAUGGCAAGAAGGUCUCACCAUGAUUGUAUGCCCAAUAUUAAAUACAAUGUGCUCAGUUUAGUGGCAAGGAUGAGCCAAAAACGUGUAAGUACUUUGGCCAUGGUCAGUUUUGCUCGACUGUAUAUUUUGUUUGCCAUACAUCCUUUUCAUUAGGCUGGCCAUGCGAGGCAACUAGGACAUGGAGACGCAAAGAUAGAUGGGAGGGAGGCAACUAGGACUUGCUUGAUUGUAUAUUUCAUUUGCCUUGCAGCUUCUGCUAAGUGAUGUAUUUUUCAAUAGGCUGACCCUGCGAGGCAACCAUGGAGAGAGGGAAAGAGAUGGGAGGGAGGGAAAUCCCGUGCUUCAUAAAUUCAAGAAAUCACUUUGCAGCAAAUACUUGUUGUGCGUACAAGUUCCUAUAAUUGCUACAUCAUCAAGUUCAUGGCACAAGUGAUUACCUUGUUUCUUUUGUUUUUGUUUCCCAACGAUUCUUCUAAAUCAUGAAGAUCAUUGCCUCAAUUGGAUUCUUUACUGCAUUAUCAAAAGGCUGUUGUCGUAUGAAUUCCAUUGAUGCCAAUAAUUUCAUGCCUGAAAUUAUAUACAUAAACCAUUUAGUUACAGCCUCU